AUGGGAAAUUGUUGUCCUAAUCAUGAUCUAAAAACGUCCUUCAUUAGUUCAAUAAGUGAUGACAAAACUAAAUUGGUGACUAAUAGUGCAUCUAAGCAACCUGUGUUGGUAGUUAUCCCACCACCUCCAUUAAAACAGCAGAUCAGUCAAGAUGAUUUUAUCAAAAUAGGAAUGCUAGGACAAGGGGCUUUCGGGAAAGUUUAUUAGGUGAGAAAGAAGGACACUAAUAAAAUUUAUGCAAUGAAAUAAAUUUAGAUAAAGAAAAUUAGAGAAUGCAAUUUAGAAACCAACACAGUUUUAGAAAGAAAUGUAUUAAAAUAAAGCAAACAUCCCUUCAUAGUCAAAUUGAAAUUCGCAUUCCAAAACCCUAAAUAUAUCUUCUUUGUGAUGGAGUGUAUCAAUGGAGGGUAAUUUUAUAAUGUUCUCAAAUGUAAGAGGAGUGGAUUACCUGAAAAUGUUGUAAGAUUCGUCGCAGCAGAAGUAGUAUUGGCACUUGAAUACUUAAAUACAAAACUGAAGGUGAUUUACAGAGAUUUAAAACCAGAAAUUACAUUCUAUUGA
Paramecium tetraurelia is the source of this 561-nucleotide messenger RNA. RefSeq lists its product as uncharacterized. Gene Ontology annotation, biological process: protein phosphorylation. Gene Ontology annotation, molecular function: ATP binding; protein kinase activity. The record is from RefSeq and is a predicted model, not a curated record. The transcript has 3 exons. NCBI's taxonomy places the organism in Eukaryota, Ciliophora, Oligohymenophorea, Peniculida, Parameciidae.